Molecule: messenger RNA, 3986 nt
Organism: Bactrocera oleae (olive fruit fly)
Lineage: Eukaryota; Metazoa; Arthropoda; Insecta; Diptera; Tephritidae
Source: RefSeq, a predicted model, not a curated record
GGGAAGCCUUUGAUUUCAUCCAUUUUUGGAACGAGUAUACACUGUUAUUGGAGAUAUUCUUUCUUAAUUCCAUUAAGAUUUCUUACUAAUUCACCGAUAGAUGCGAUAUAAAGUCAACCGGAAGUCAAAAGUAUUUAUAUUAGGUAAAUGGGAGCUUAGAAAAGUAUUGACCAGAUAUUACCCAUUUUUGGCACAACGUUGUCAUCAUGUUCCAACCAACAUAUGAAACAGGUUUCAUCAAGGUAUCUCAAUUUUUACUCAAGUUAUCGACUGCUCGGGCAGACGGACUCACAGGACCCGGAUUUCAACUCGUCUAGUCAACCUGGUAAUUUAUAGUUGCGAACAAGAUUUCCACAUGCUAAGUCCUAAACGUAGCGAACUAUCAAACUUUCAUAGUAAUUGCAAACAAGUUCGUUCAUAAUGGGACGAACUUAUAAAAGUAAUGCAUUUUUCUACAAAAUAUGUAAUUGCGAACUUUGCACCUUUUUGCACACGUGAAUAUAACAUGCUAGCCAUAUGCAUUGAAAAUUUCACUAUUAUUUUCCCAGAGCAAAUUUAAACAGUAAAUUGCUCCUAAUUGGACUUGCCAGUUCAAAAAACAUUGUUUUGAGAAAAACGCAUUUGUAGUUUUAGGGCCGUUUUCCCAAUGUCUGGUCAAUAUUAUUCUUAGCCGGUUGUAGCUUAACUGGAUGAUAUCAUUAACUGGCAGAACCGUUUUCAUCAAGUUGUGGUCAGCUAACCACAAAUACACAAUAGCUACAUACGAUAACUCGAUUCUUGUGAAUGCGUGGCGAAAACAGUUCACAAAAUUUGCGUUGUGAACACCCAAAACUGUGUAAACGUCAUGAGCCAUGUAUGUGCAUGUUCAGACGACGAGGUAAGACGAAGAGACCGCUCCGCUCGUGCUCGGGUGCCACGCUUCGUGUUGUUUUCCGUAACAGCUCACUGCUAAAGAAUUCGGCAUUCCUUUCAUGGUUGCAACAGCGCUCAGUUUCAAAGAAAUAUUUACCUUAUGUUCAGAUAUUUAAAUGUUAUUUCGCUUUUUUUUGCAUGUAAUAUGCAUAUAUGACUGCAAAAAUGUAUAAUAAAUAAUGAUCUUAUAGAUUUUAUAGCUGACAGCUGUCAUAUGAACUUCUGGUUAGAAACUAACCAAGAUUCGGUAAGGUUUACCAGAACUUAACUCACAGAUGGUUGCUAACCAGAUAUUGCCGUUAAAGUUCUGGUACAGCGCCAGACAUUGAAAAAACGGUCCUUACACUUACUUUACCGGUCACCGGCAGCUGCUACCAGAUACCCGCUCUCGAACGUUCCAGAGUGCCUAAAAGCCACUUGCUAACUAUCGAACAACUAAUAACAUUAUUUGUCUGAUUCACUUAAAAUUUUAUGAGAAUAAUUCAAAGAUGUUAUACUUUACAAAAUGCAAAAAAAAUCGAUUUUUAGAAAGUUCUGACUACCACUAACCCCAUAAUGCAACUUAUAACUAGUUCACAUAAAAUUUACUGCCGUCCCUAAAUAAAAGCGUCAGCGGCAAAUUCCUGUCAAAAAUUUCUCAUGCCCAUAGAUUUUAUAUGGCGCAUACCUAAAUAAACGCGGCGGCAACGCUGAGCGAUGAAAAAUUCGAUUUUAAGAGCGAAUUAAGAAAAAGAGUUGGUUGCAAAAUUGUAAUUUUCUGAAAAUAAAUGAAACGCGCGAUGUUUAACGUUUUUAUUUAGCUUUGCCAGUUAAAUGGCAAACCGAACCACGAAAUGUCAAGCAAAACGAAGAAAUCCGUAUGUGAACAACCCUUUACCUAUUUGCAUUUAAACAGCUGAUAAAUAGCUGUGCUCUUAAUAUUACAAGUAAAAAGCAAAUAAAAGCAAAUAAGUAAAAGUUUUGUGCAAACUCAAGUGAAAAAGAUGAGUAAAGUACCGCACAAUCAUUAUCAUUACCUACAGUUUACACAGUAAGCUUCUUGUUGAUACAUCUAUAAAAAAAAGAAAAAAUGGAGAAUAUAUAACACCAGUUGGAAGAUACGGUGACUUACCUUGUAUAGAAAUAUAAAAUCCUAAAACAUCUUGCACCUUUGCCGUGUAAGUCGUCUUAUACCGGUAAUCGUAAACGGGGUAUUGCGUUGCAAAAGUGCAAAAUGAAUCAUUUGACAAUGACUACAGUGUUGCCAUACUCAAAAAAGGAUAGGUAAGUAAAUUGCAACAUUCACAACGCGGAGUUUGCACUAAUUAACUGAAUGUGGCAAUAUCCAAGAACUUUUAAUUAUUUCGGAAUUCUUGUUGGAUAUUUUGCGUUCUGUGCAGCUUAUUUGUGUAAAAUAUGAAAAGGAAAUUACAACAAAAAAGAAUUAAGAGAUGGACACAAAGCGAAAUAAGCAAAAUUAUUGACUAUAUAACAGAACAUGGAAAUUUGGAGAAACCAACAGCACGAGCAUACUAUGAAACAUUCCUACAAAUUACGCCAAUCGAUGCGACAUGGGAUUUAAUAAAAUGGAAGGUGCGUUAUUUGAAAACACUCUACGCAAAAGCGAAUCAAUGGUUAAUCUCUCCUGAAGCUAAAUCACUAAAUGAGGAACUGGUUGUUGAGCGAUUGCAGAAAAUAUGUCCAAACUAUGAGCGUUUACAAAAGAUAUUUGGUGAAAAGCAAGCGCAAGUUGUUGAGAUUCUCGACUCAAACGACUCAUUUCCCGAUUGUUAUAAUGAGGAAUUUGAAGAAAAUAAUGAUAUGUCUGUGGAUGUAAAAGUAUUCGCUGAUUACAAUGCAUUUGAAAACUUUUAUCCAGAUGAAACUGAAAGCUUGAAUUUUGCAAAUAAAUUGUGCCCUGAAGUGGAAAUUACUCAAAUGUCAACCAAUUCUACACCAGCACUUGCCGAUGCACUACAUGAGCAGUUGAUUGCAGAAACGGCAACUGCCGAAACUUUGCCCAACACCAAAUAUGCGAACAAUGAGGAUCAAACGAUUGCAAAAAAACUGAAAAAAGAAUCGCUGCGACAUUCACUCUCCGCCUUAAGUCAAAGUCAGGAAAGCCGCAAUGAAAUGCAACGGCUACGAUUGAAAUUUGAAGAAUAUAAAUUCGUGCAAGAGUUUCAAUUUGUCAAACAAAAAUUCGAAGCCGAAAUGGAGUUGAAAAAGCAAGAACUCGAAUUAAGGAAAAUCGAAAUAGAAAGUAAUGAAAAGUUGAAACUAAUGGAGAUUGAGAAAAGCGAACGACUUGCUAAAUAUGAAUUAAAUUUGAAAUAUAAUGGUCACAAUGAUAGUUUGCACACAGAUUAGUGGACAAUUCAGUUUUUGAAUUGAAAGAAAUAUUUUUUUAUUGUGUUGCUUGGCAAAUGUUGUAUAACCUACAUUUUAAUAUUGCUUAAUUUUUCUUAGAGUUAUAAAUUUAAUUAACGUAAUUAUUUUUUAAUGCAUUAUUUGCUACCCUGAUAAGAACUAAAAAACUUCUAUCUAGGUAUUUUUUGUAUCUACAUACAUAUAGGGUUUGUUAUAUAUUAUAUGUACACAAAUCAAAUCAUAUUUAAUUUUCUAGACAUUAACAACACAAAUAUUUUCUAUUGCAACAGUCUCGAAUACCUUUGAGCAAGAUUUGGGCUGCAAUAAUAAACAAUGAGUCAGUGUUAUGGUGUCGACUUUAUAGAUGUGCGAACGAAUGCACAUGAGCUUUACAUGUAAUUCGUAGUUAUAUACGGAGUAAUGAAGUAGGAUAUGGAAACCAAAGCGAUUGUUAGCGCGAGGGCAAUCAUCAAAGAUUUUGCAUAACUAUUUUAAAAAAAUAAAAUGUAUCGAAAAUAUAUAAAAUUCUAUUUAAUGAUUUAGAAAGCAUAAGUCGUAUUCGUGGCAUUGUUUUUAACGCUGAUGAUUUACGUAAAUAAUCUGGAAUUAGAUUAUUUGCAGUUUAUCAGAUAAACUUUUUCAGAACAUAUAGAAGCAGAUUCCAUCUUACAACAUAUUUGUAUUAUUAUUAAAAGUUAAUGAAUAUAUAUUUAUAAAAUAUUGAA